Rotaria socialis is the source of this 339-nucleotide messenger RNA. The record is from the annotation of a GenBank genome assembly. NCBI's taxonomy places the organism in Eukaryota, Metazoa, Rotifera, Eurotatoria, Philodinida, Philodinidae.
AUGAGACCACAGCAGCAACAACAACAACAACCGAUGCAACAAAUGAAUGUUGCAAAUGUACAAAAUAUUCUUAACGGCAUACCGGUUGCUCCGCCGCUCGCCAUCUUCAAUCAAACGACAAUAAAUCAACAGCGAACAACAAUAAAUCAACAGGAAACAAUAAUAAGUCAACAGCAAACAAUAAUAAGUCAACAGCAAACAAAAAUUAAUGAAUUAGAACAAGAAAAUAUUCAAUUACGUGAAAAAAAUGAAAAACUGGAGCGUGAUUUUCAACAACUAAAAUUUGAAUUCAAGAUUUUACUUAUGAAGAUUAAAGAUAUGGAAAGUCCACCACAGUAA